AUGGCACCCCGACGUCCCAUCCGCAUCGGCAACUGCUCGGGCGCCAUCAACGACGGCAUCGACCAGAUCUAUCGUCUCGCGAAGUACGGCAACGUCGACGCAAUCACAGCCGACUACCUCGCCGAGUUCAACAUCGCAUGGAAAGCCAUCGAGCUGCAGACGUGUCCGGAGCUGGGCUUCGAGCCGAACUUCCUUGAGCAGCUUGCCUGGCACGGCGGCGACGCGGCACGCCUGGUGGCCGAGAAGCGCAUCAAGAUCGUUCACGAUGGAGGGGCGCUGAAUCCUCGGGGGCUGGCCGAACGGACAGACACGUACUUCAGGAGCCUUGGCAUCGGUGAUGUCAAGGUGGCCUGGGUCGGCGGCGAUAACGUGACGGAGGCGGUCAAACGUGGCGCGUUCGGGCGAGUCAUGCAUCUCGACCAGCCCGGUGUUGAGUUUGAUCCGCGGGCUGAAGGUGCCGGCGACGAGGAAGCGCUGUUGGCUGCCAAUGCGUACACCGGGUACGCGGGCAUCGUGAGGGCGCUGGAGGCCGGAGCGGACAUCGUCGUGUGCGGCCGGUGUACGGAUGCGAGUCCGGUGAUGGGACUCGCGAGGUGGUGGCACGGGUGGAAGGGGACGGCGUACGACGCGCUCGCGGCGAGCCUCAUGGCCGGACACCUGAUUGAGUGUGGCCCGUAUGUGACGGGCGGCAACUACUGCGGUCAGCGUGAGGUUCCGAACCUCCACCACGCCGGUUUCCCGAUUGCGGAGAUCGCGGCGGACGGCGGGGUGGUCAUCACGAAGCCGGAGGGGUCUAACGGGCUUGUGUCCGUUGAUACAUGCAAAGCGCAGCUGUUGUAUGAGAUCCAGGGGCCAUUCUACCUGAACCCGGAUGUCAUCGCCGACAUUGAGGGUGCGAAAUUCAGUCAAAUAUCAAAGGGGCGCAUUCAGCUGUCUGGAAUCAAGGGACUGCCACCACCCCCUACAGCCAAGCUGGCCAUCUGUCUGCUGGGAGGAUACCAGGCGGAGAUCUCUGCCUACGCGGCUGGUAUGGACACCGAUUUCAAGUUUGAAGUGUUGAAGAGUCAAGUUAUGGGACAGAUCAACCAGGCAGACUUUACGACUUUCAGCAUCGAGAAGUACGGCUCGGCAGCAACAGAUCCACGGUCGCAAAAAGCAGCCACCGUGCAAUUUUGGAUGUUCGCCCAGUCUCAUAAAAAGGAGGCCUUUGAGCAGUUCAAACGCGCUGUAUUCUACAACGGCCUACAGGGCUACUGUGGGCUGCAUCUGGGGAUGGACUGGCGGACGAUGGAGCCCCGGCCGUUUGUGCGGUACUUCCCCGCGUUGAUACCACAGUCCAAGAUCCCCUUGUCCGUCAAGUUUGUCAAGGGCCCGGAGAACAUCACGGUUGAAGCAAGGCAGGAGACAGAGUGCGGGUCAAUACCUCGUCAACAUGAUUACGAUCCUCCAACACCAUUGGCAAAGGUCUUCUCAUCACAGACGUCCAAAAGGCCGCUGGGAGAUUUGGUCUUCGCCCGUAGCGGGGACAAGGGCGGCAACGCGAACAUUGGGUUCUGGGUACGGCACAAGUCGGCCUGGCCAUGGCUUCAGGCCUUUUUGACAAAACGGAAGUUCAUCGAGCUUCUUGGCGAUGACUGGCAGGGCAAAUACGUGGUGGAAAGGUGGCUCUGGGCGGUGCAUUUUGUAGUCAAGGGGAUACUGCAGGACGGUGUUAGUAGCAGCAGUGUUUUAGACGGCUUUGCAAAGAGUGUAGGCGAGUUCCUCAGGGCGAGAGUGGUUGAUUUACCGCUGGAUCUGGUCAAUCUUGAAGACUGGCGGCGGAGAUCAGCAGAGAACAUGGCUGAGCAGGCCAGAUUAUGA
Colletotrichum chrysophilum is the source of this 1860-nucleotide messenger RNA. RefSeq lists its product as uncharacterized. The record is from RefSeq and is a predicted model, not a curated record. The coding region runs from base 1 to 1860 and encodes 619 amino acids. Lineage: Eukaryota; Fungi; Ascomycota; Sordariomycetes; Glomerellales; Glomerellaceae. The transcript has 2 exons.